CAUCGUCGCGUUCGGACAUGUUCGCCUAAGCUCCCGCUCUCUCUUGCUCUCUAUCUCUCUGUCUGUGACGCUCUCUCCCGCUCGCAAGCUUUCGUCUCGCUUGCAACGCGUUCGCUCGGGCUCGUUCGCGUUCGUUCGUGUUCGCUCAAGUUCGCUUGUGUGGGCUGAGCUUGGUGCUUCAGUGUGUUUGUGCUUUGUCGCACCGUGUCUUGUUGUUAUUUCUGCCUAGCUGGACAAAAGCUGCGGCGCUGCAACAGCGACGCCGCCGAGAGCAGCGGCAGCGAAGACGCGCUCGCCGCUAAAACGUCGCAAGUAGUCGCGUACUUCCGUCGUUACCGUUAGCACCACACACCACACAAAACGGAGCUGCUAACCGCCGCCAAAACACAUAAAAAACACCGCUUUUUACCGAUUUACCGUUAGCCGUCGCGGCAAUAACUAACUCCCAAAACAAAAACAAAAUAAAUAAAUAUAGAAAAAUUAAAACGAAAAAUAAAAACCGAAAUACAAAACAAAAUCAAAAAUACACACUUUGUGCAAUUUUUUUCAAGUGUCUCGGCGUGUGUUAUCAACAAAAAAUACAAAAUCCAAUUGGUUACAUACACAUACAUACAGCAAGCAGCCUACAAAAAACCAAUUGGUUUUCUUUCUACACAAAUGAAGCCGCGUGCGUAUGUGACAACAACAAAACUGCCAAACAAACAACAAAUCCUUUAAAAAAUAGAGCCCCCGUGCAAAAGGUUCCUAUACUACAAGAAAAAUAGAAGCACAGAUCACAAAAGUCAUACAAAAAACAAGUGACAAGUGUAUUACUAAAACAUAAUUUUUUUUUGGAAAAUGGCAGCCCUAGAAAAGCCCCCAAAAACCAAACUGAAGCUGUCUGAUUAGAAAAUUUAAAAGCUAGAGAUUCCAAUUAGUGUAUGUGUGAUUUUUUUUAAGCCAAAAAACAGAGGAACGUGCAAUAUAAAUAAAUAAAGGAGAGUAGGCCUAAGCUAAAAAAAACAAUAAAUUAUAGAACUUUACAAUAGAAAGCCAAUUGGAAGUUGGCACCCCAGUUGGAAUUGGGAGAUCGGCAGGACAUUGCCCUUCGCUGGGUUUGUGUGCCUGUGUCUGCGAAGUUUUGAAACACCUUCGGAAACUGGAAACAAAAAUGAGAAUUAAAAUGCCCGCGGUUCGAAUUGCACAAGGUGAGUCUAACGGUAAUGGCAGCACCACCAGCACCACUGGCACCACCAGCACCACUAGCACCACAUUGUGCGUCCACCAAAUGUUCCCAGGCAACAUGAUCAGUCCAAGAGCCAAUUCCGACUCCACAGAGAACGAUGCCGUGGCCACACAGGACAUCCUCACGUGCGGCGCCUGCCAGAAGGCGUUCGCCCUCUCGGACAUUGUCAAGUUCAUCCAGCACAAGGUGCUGCAGUGCAACAAGGAGAACUACGGCCAGUGCGCCACCCAGAAUCCGCAGAUGGACCGCGACGCGGAGGAGGGUCGUCCGCUCAGCCUCGUCAACCGCCGCCCCUCGAUCUCCGCCCCCAUUUCCGGCCGCAAGUCCGCUCCCGCCUCGGCAGCAGCGGCGGUCGCAGCGGCAGCGGCAGCAGCAGCGGCGGCAGCAGCGGCGGCGGCGGCCAGCAGCACGGCCAGCGGCUCCAGGAUCCACACACCACCACCGAGUCCGGCGGACCUCCUGGCCGAUGGAGCUAGUAGCACGCCCAAGCGUCUAGUAGACGAGAACGACAAUACCACGCCCAAGGACAGCGAGACGGGCGCCACCACCCUCGACUCGAAUGCCGCCCCCUCCAGUCCGGCGGCCAUAGAGCGCCAAUCCUCGGGCGACAGCAGCUGCGAGCUGGAGGAGCAGGAUCGGCAGGAUCGGCAGGCCAAGGUCAAGCAGGAGCCGUUCGAGGAGGAGGGCGCCAAUCACCACCACCAGAUGGAGGAUGACAACGAGGAGGAGGAGGAGGAGGAGGAGCGCUCGCUGGCCAAGCGGCCCAAAAUGGAGCUGGUCGAUGCCGAGGCCAACACAGUCCACACAGAGCCCAGCAACUACACGUGCUCCACGUGCAAAACCCGCUACACCUCCGCCUGGCGCCUCAUCCAGCACGUGCAGCACUCGCACGGCGUGAAGAUCUACGUGGAGAGUCCCGGGGGAGUGGGAGGCGCCACCCUGACGGUGGCCACGCCCGCCGCCCUCAACAACAGUGCUCUGGCCCUGGCCGCCGCCGCCGCCGCAGCAUCCGCUUCCGGUUUGGCGAGUCCGCAGCCAGCGGUCAGCCCGAAUCCUGCCGCCAAGCGCAGCAGUCCGGUGGCCAUCCUCUCCACCUCGGUCAGCUCCAGUUGCUCCAACUCGCUGGUGAACACCAGCGGUGGCAGCAUCAGCAACACCAGCAGCAUUGGCUCGCCGCAGCAGCAACAGCAGCAGCAACAGUUGCAGCUGCAGCAGCAGCAGCAGCAGCAGCAGGCACAGCAGCAACAGCAGCGUGUGCAUCAGCAACAGCGGGAGAAUCUGGCCUCCGCCAUGGCCGCCGGUAUGCGGCACCAUCCGCUGCUGCCGCCGCCAGAGGCGAUGCAUGCCAAUCCCUUCCAGCUGCUGCGCAUGCCACUGCCGCCGGCGCUUGCCCAGGCCGGAAACGUAGUUCCUACGGUGGCGCCGCUCUUCGGACGCCCCUCGCCCGCCGACCACUACCGCAUGGAGCAGCUGGUCAGCGAGCAGUUUCGCCACCACGGCUUCAACCUGGCCGCCGCCGCCGCCGCAGCCCAGGCGCAGUUCAAUGCGAACGGCCAGGUGGUGGGUGCCGGGGGAUCGGGUGAGCCGCGUCCGCCCUCCUCCAGCAGCAGUGGCAGCCAGCGGGGCUCGGUGCCCCCGGCCUCCCUGCCGCCACCAUCCCUGAGCUCCCAGCAGCAGCAGCAACAACAGCAACAGCAGCAGCAGCAGCAGCAACAGCAGCAGCAGUCCGUGCAACAGCAGCAAUCCGCACAGCAGCAACAGCAGCAGCAACAGCAGUCCGUGCAGCAGGCGCAGCAGCAGCAGCAGAUCACGCCCGGUCUGGUGGGAGGAGCAGGUGGCUCCCUGAAACUGGAACCGCAGCAGAUGGAUUUUUACUCGCAGCGAUUGCGUCAGCUUGCGGGCACAACAAGCCCUGGAGCUGGCAGCACUGUUAACUCGAGCUCGCCGAGUCCUCGACAGAAGCAAUCGCCGCACUUCGCGAGCCCCUCGCCCUCGCAGCAGCAGCAACAUCAGCAGCAGCAGCAGCAGCAGCAACAACAGCAACUGACGGCCAUCCCGCGACCCCAUUCCCUGACUCCGCCCGAGAAACUGGGAGAGGGUGGCUCCGAGAAUGGCAGCCUGGGCCUGAUCCUGGCCAGCACUCCGCGCUCCGCCAGCACGCCGCCCUCGAAAACGGGCGACGUGUCGCUGCAGGAGGCCAGCAACAACUGCUACGCGUGCAGCUACUGCGACAAGAAGUUCCGCUUCGAGAACAACCUGAUCAUCCACCAAAGGACCCACACCGGCGAGAAGCCGUACAAGUGCACCGCCUGCGACUUCGAGUGCUCGCACAUCCAGAAGCUGAUGAAGCACAUGCGGGUGCACCGCAGUCCGGCGGACGAGCAGGACAACCAGGACAACCAGGACGACGGCAGCAAUGCCGACUCGCUGGAGACGAACGAGGCCGACAACGACGAGGACCCCAAUCCCGAUGAGUCGGAGGAGGAGUUGGGCGACGGUGACAACGAUCCGGACGGCGAUGGCGACCUGGAUGGCGAGGAUGAGGACGAGGACGAGCUGGAGGAGUGCGAGGACAUGGACUACAAGGCGGAGGACCUCAGUGUGAGCAAUCGCAUCGACGGCAAGAGCCAGAGUCCCAAGACGACCAGUUCGGGGGCCACCUCGCUGGUGGGCGAGCUGAUGGACAAGUUCGGCCUCUCCAACAUCGCCCAGUACAGUGAGGCCUACAAGCAGGCGCUGCAGGAGUCGGGCCGCAAGGAGGCGGCAGCCGCAGCAGCAGCAGCCGCCGCCGCCGCAGCGGACAACAACAAUCGCGGUGGAGCGGGUGCCCCACUGAGUGACAAGCUGAACGGCCUGCCCGUGGCUGCACUGCGUCUGCGAGAUGAGUUUGCCAAGAAUUGCAACAUGUUCCAGCCGCAGCCGCAGGACGGCGGCGCCCCCUCGCAGGUGCCCCUCUUCAAUCCCUUCCCCAAUCCCUUCGAGCUGAGCAAGCGGAUGAAGAUGGACGGCGGCGACUGGUGGGGCAUGUCCCAGGCCCUCCACCGCAACGAGGCCCUCUUUGAGAACCUCAAGCUGAAGCCACUGGGCCUGGGCGGGGCCAACUCGCUGAUCCAGGGGCCGCUGCUGAAGAAGGAGAGCCGUCAGCGCAACGACACCUGCGAAUUCUGCGGCAAGGUGUUCAAGAACUGCUCCAACCUGACCGUGCACCGGCGCAGCCACACCGGCGAGAAGCCGUACAAGUGCGAGCUCUGCUCCUACGCCUGCGCCCAGAGCUCCAAGCUGACGCGGCACAUGAAGACCCACGGGCGGACCGGCAAGGAUGUGUACCGCUGCCGCUUCUGCGACAUGCCCUUCAGCGUGCCCUCGACGCUGGAGAAGCACAUGCGCAAGUGCGUCGUCAAUCAGGGCAAGGCGGCGGCCGCGGCGAACGCGGUGGCCGCUGCCCAGGCUGCCCAAGCCGCCGCCCAGCACAUCCAGGCGGCCGCCCAGCAGGCCCAGGCGGUCCAGGCCCAGGCGGUGCAGGCCCAGGCGGCCCAGCAGCAGCAGCAGCAGCAGCUGUCGCCCAUGGGCGUGGUCGGCUACCCGCCCCAGUUCGUCGGUGGCCACAAUCUCUCACUGCCGGGCAGCGUGAGUGGUGACAAUGACUCCAAUGCCUCCUCCAGUCUGACCGGCGUCCAUCCCAUUUCCCUGAAGGAGGAGGCAUGACUUUUCAGUGGCUUCCCAGUGCCGCUGGCGCCACCACCGCCCCUGCAGCAGCAGCAGCAGCAACAGCAGUCGCAGUCGCAGCAGCAGCAGCAGAACAGUCGCAGUCGCAUCAUGUCGCGCAUCUUCUAAAGAUACAACCCGUACCCUCAACCCACCCAACACCCC
Molecule: messenger RNA, 5095 nt
Organism: Drosophila rhopaloa
Lineage: Eukaryota; Metazoa; Arthropoda; Insecta; Diptera; Drosophilidae
Gene: Cph
Product: B-cell lymphoma/leukemia 11A
Exons: 5
Coding region: 1151-4930 (1259 amino acids)
Biological process (GO): regulation of transcription by RNA polymerase II
Cellular component (GO): nucleus
Molecular function (GO): DNA-binding transcription factor activity; RNA polymerase II cis-regulatory region sequence-specific DNA binding
Source: RefSeq, a predicted model, not a curated record